Phytomonas sp. Hart1 is the source of this 519-nucleotide messenger RNA. Lineage: Eukaryota; Euglenozoa; Kinetoplastea; Trypanosomatida; Trypanosomatidae. The record is from the annotation of a GenBank genome assembly.
AUGGGUAGUGCCAUCUUCAACGUUGUGAACAUUGCGGAGAUUGUGAAACGACGCGUCCAUGGUCUUCAUCAGAUCACGGCGAUUGGCUCCGAGAUUGUGAAGGAUAUGUACGAGCCGCUUGAGUUCACCAAAAACCUCGACAACUUGGAGGUCGAGCGCAAGGUUUCAACGAUCCUGAUUACUCUGUCCCGCACCCAGCUGGACAAAAGCAAUCCUGGCUACCAGGAGCCACUUCCGGAGGACCAGGUGGUCGAACAGGAGCGACGGGAGCCAGGCCGCAACCGUGGUGAGCGCGGUAGGCGUAGGAACAGUCGUGGGGGCCGCCGAGAUGAACGUGACGGACGCCGUGAUGACCGUGACGGACGCCGUGAUGAACGUAGCGGACGCCGUGAUGACCGUGACGGACGGCGUGAUGACCGUGACGGACGCCGUGGGGGUCGUGGAGGCCGUCGAGGGGGCCGUGGGGGUCGUGGUGGAGCCAACUCAGGUGCUGACCGUCGCGAUGAUCGCCGCAAUUAA